UGUUGUGCUGAAUGCCUCGAGCAGACCGACCCUCUACACACAGUCAUCACGUACGACCCGCUCGUGUUUGACCAGUGCAGUGCAGCCACAGGCAUUUGCUGUUACGGCUGCUCCUUCACACACGGCACUCUGGAGUAUCAAGAUGGAGUAACCUUCGACAGCAAUGGGUCGGCCCAGGUCUCGGCUGGUCAGGCCUUCAGCUUCGGCAUUAACGGUGUAUCUCGUGUCACCUACGAUUUCAUGAAGACCAACCAGGUUCAAACGAGUUUCGUCACGAACACAAGCACCGAGGCGAGCUCCAGUGGGAAUGUGUUCACUGUUUGCGUUGAUGACCCUGGGACGGUCGUCUUACGUGGCUGGGGCGCAGAUUCGUGCACUCAAGUGACGGAGGAGUACAAGUUUACCGUCGUUGAAGGCAACGACACCGGAACGUGCGACUCCAGGGGGUCCAUCAUCUUGGUAGGCUCCGCCUCGUCAGCACACAAUGAACCGGUGGAUGCUACCGGUCGAGAUACCACGAGCUCGUUGUACUCGGACCACAACGACUUUGCGAACUGCAAUCCUACACGAGGCACGGUGGUGACGCAGGAGGAUGGAUCCAAGGUCUGCAAGUGUACGGGUGACUGGCGCAACCCACCAACUUGUGACGAGUUCUCGUACGUCAAAGUGAUCAUCACCAUUCUUGGAGCAGUGGCGACGGUGAUUUCGAUCUUGAUCUCCGUGCGGGCGUACAUCAAGAGCCGCAAGAGCAAGAAG
This is a messenger RNA of Phytophthora sojae, 756 nucleotides long. RefSeq lists its product as hypothetical. The record is from RefSeq and is a predicted model, not a curated record. Lineage: Eukaryota; Oomycota; Peronosporomycetes; Peronosporales; Peronosporaceae. The annotation marks the transcript as partial. The transcript is spliced from 2 exons.